AUGGGAGCAUCCGUUCUGAUCGAGCCGUCACCGCCAAUUUCUCAGUCAAGGACUGACCUCUCACUUGACGACGAAGACACUGAGGAGAUUAUUGCUACCCCUGUAGCGCAAGAACUGGCUAGCCACAGCAAAAAGAUCGCCGCCAACGCAGCUCCCACUUCCCCUCCACCCAAAAAGAUGGCUGCCUUGCCUGCCCCAGAUCAAUCGACCCAUGAAAAUAUCGAGCUCCUGUUUUUACGGAAUAAGGAUGCCGAUUUUAAAUUAUCCUACGCUAAAGCGGAAGGAAGGGAACUUGAAAGUAUAACAUCCAAAUAUAAGACGGGUAAUGCGAUUUGGGAUUACUUCGAAACAGUUUGGAACGAUGAGGCGUAUUUUGAAAAAUUUGUUGAAGAAUGUCUGGAAGAGUACUCGAAAAUAACUGGUAUUGCUGACAAAACCAAACUGAAGGACAUGCAUGAUACUUUAUACGACCAUGGCGAGUCAUUGCUGGAGCGUUUAAAAUAUGCAUCACUAGCUCUAGCAAGGCAGAAACGAGCGCAGCAUGAUUUUAUUACAACUCUCUCACUGGUAAACCAAAAUGCUAACCACUACAAACUGCUGCGUGUGGACCGUGGAGCUAGCCUCGAUGAUAUAAAACGGUCUCGUCGACAGCUGGUUGUAAAGGUCCAUCCCGAUAAAAACAAUGGUGACGAAGACGCCGCAAGAUGCACACAGGCUCUCAACGAGGCUUUUGAAACUUUGAGCGAUCCGGUGAAACGAAAGGCGUACACAGAGACGCUUGGGCCAGUUGAAGACGUUAUAAUGGCAAACGAUGAAGACUUUGCGAGUAAUGCUAGCGGAGAGGAAAGUGAGGAUGAGGUGAUGCGAGAAGUCCCACCUCGUUCCGAAAGUAUAAGAACCCUCCACGCUGAAGCAGCACGGGGGGUCCAGGCAUAUUUUCAACUCAAAGAGAACCAAGAUAAGAAUCGAGAGAAAGCCUCCAAGUACAUUGAAAAGAUCAAUCAACAAAUCAAGGAGGAGAAUGAGAAAUCGGGCAACGAGCCCAACGACUACCAGGUGGACCUCGAAGAGCUGAGAGGGCUCAACUUUGUGCGAGAGCAUAUAUUAUCAAAGAAGUCAUUUUAUCCAAUCGAGAAGAAAAGGGAGCUUCUUGAAAUGCUUCAUACUUCCUAUCUCGAAGUUGCACAAAAAAGGAAUCACCAAUGGCCUGAUAAUUGGUUCAAUUAUAUACAAGCACCUGUUCUGAAGAAGCUGCCUCAGCUUGAAGCUGCGGAGAGUCCUGGUGCUUUAGAGACAAGUGAACAGGGCGAUACAGGCGAGGAUAAGGCACCAGACGACAGGGCGAAUCCCAUAUCAACAAAGACUGAAAAUCAGAUGUUUCAGUUUCAUACCGAGGAACAGAUUCUGGGUCAUAUUCCUGAGGCUGGAAUAAGUAAUAAACGGAUUUUCGUCAAGAUUGAUGGUGAAAACCCACUGGCGAUUGCGAGCCCUUGGCAAUUCCGAGCAGAGGACAUGGACAGGUACCCAGUCAGCGGACGUGCUAAUGAUCUCAGCAAAAGAUAUAGAACGUUUCAUGAGGCCUUUAGCCACAUAGUAGGAAUUGUGUAUGACUACCAGCGCAAAAAUACCUGGAUUUGGGGCGCCUCUCAGCAACAAAAGAGCAAAUUCGAUGAACUUAUGGCUAAUGGACACACUGGCGAUAUCUGGUCUCAAGUUUUAGAUGAGACCAAGGCUAAGAUCAUGCCCCGAACAGAUUUUAGGAUAUGGGUCGGGGAUAAACAUCAAGCUGACAAGCUUUGUGAGAAUUUCUAUAUAGAGCGCGAAGAGAUACCACCCUGGGGCCGGGACCAAGAGCGAGAAGCAAACAUGCAAAGCAGGAAAAAUGCACCCCAACUGCAAUAUCCGCUACCAAAGAGGAAACGAAAAGCCAAGGCACCCUUCGAGACUAUUUAUACCGAGAGCCAGCUUGCGAAACAAGACGGGCUACAGGACAUGGCGAGCCCACAGCAGCAGGAGAGAGAGGACUUUAGCAAGAUGUUGGAGUUUGCAUUUGAGCAUGCCAUGGAGAAACAAACGGCACUCAUUACUUCCACCGUGACUAGCACAGUGAUCCAGGCCCUUAGAGACCUGAAGAUACUAGAGGCAGAGGAAGAAGAAGAGCGCUAA
Molecule: messenger RNA, 2166 nt
Organism: Clonostachys rhizophaga
Lineage: Eukaryota; Fungi; Ascomycota; Sordariomycetes; Hypocreales; Bionectriaceae
Source: the annotation of a GenBank genome assembly